Molecule: messenger RNA, 552 nt
Organism: Parnassius apollo (apollo)
Lineage: Eukaryota; Metazoa; Arthropoda; Insecta; Lepidoptera; Papilionidae
Source: the annotation of a GenBank genome assembly
AUGCCUGAAAUAUCAUCAUCUGAAGAUACAGAAGCUGAAAUAGAAUAUAUUGAAAGUGGCGAAAGCGAAUGGAACGAAGAGACUGAAUCAAAUACCUAUCAAGGAGAAAUACUGGAAAAACAAAAUGAACGUAAAGCAAUGGAUAAAAAGAAGAUUUCAGUACAAAGGAAGAGAAAACGAUCUAUUACGGAAGAUAGUAAUUCUGAAUCAGAGUUGCCUUUGACUCAAAUAGCACAUUCUAAUAAAGUUAAAAAUGCUAAAAAGGAUAUCAACAAGGGUUCUUUUGUCAUCAUUAUGUAUGAGGAAUAUGUUGAUCCUUUCAUUGACCACUGUUAUAUCCAAAAGAUAAAACAUAUGGACCACACAUAUUCUCAAUCAAUGGACAGCAGCUUCCAGAGUAACCUAAACAUAUUAGAAGGUCCAAUAGGCCAACCAUUGUUCUCUACCCCAAAAAGACUGGUAGCAGCCGGUUACUGCAGAAAAUAUUGUAUCUUACUCCAAAUUGUAGAAGGUUGUACAUAUAUAGAAUACAAGAAGUCAAGACAACAAUGA